AUGGAAAGUACAGACGUACAACAGCAACAACAACAACAAGAAGUUGUAGUCUCAGCUGCAGAUUGUGCUGAAAAGGAACCUGAAGAAAACAUGGAAGUAACCACAGAAGACGCUGGGGACAAACCUCAAGAAACCAGUGAGAAAGCUGAAGAAACCGUCACCAUGGACGUGGAAGAAGUAAAAGAUGUGGUACCUGUUACUCCCGAGGAUGAGUCAAGGAAUGAAAAAUCAACACCUGAAAGUUCUGAAGUAAAAGAAGAAAAUUCGGUGGAUGUGGUUUGCGGAACCCCACCUCCUAGGGUGAACAGACGCAGAAGGUCAACUUUCGGGCAAAGUUACAAUUCAGCAAGGAAGAGGGGCCGGAGGAAAACUGGUGACCAAUCAGAGCAGGGCAUCAGCAACCAAUCAGAGGACAGCAAAGAGAGCCAAUCACAGACCAGGGAAAAGGGUUCUGACCAAUCAGUGGGCAGCACAAACGAGUCAGGACCGUCAGGUCUGUGGUACAACCAACCUUUGACCCCUGGCAACCAAUCAUAUUCCAGCAUGACUGCAAGCAGCAGCCAAUCAGAUGGCAAGCAUGCAGCAGGUGUGAACAAAUCGGGUCGUAGGAUUUCAAAGAGCCCUGACCAAUCAGGUGGCUCCAUUGGAAAAGCCACCAGCCCUCAAUCGGACUGUAGCACUUCUCAGACAUCUCCAAAGAUGGGAAAACUUCCGCCAAACAUGCCUAGCCCUGUCAUCAAGCUUGUACGCCUUUCUAACAAAGAAAUCAAGAAGUUCAGUCCCAGCAAAGCUGAGAAGAAACUUUCACCAUCUGAUGAGCCAGCUCUGGGGAAAUUAAAGAAGGGACUGAAACCUUCCUGGCCAUUGAAAGACGACACACAAAAUAGCAAUGAUGACUUCUCUGACUUAAAACCACUGGAUAAGUCAGUGGAUGGCAAGGAAAGCAAUGCUGAAACUACUGCGGAGCACUACUUACUGGAUACCAAGUCUCCUCCACGUGAAGUGAAAAGAAGAGGAAGGACACCCUUGAGGAGAAAAAGCAGCAAACUAGAAGAAGUGGAUAUUGAAACGACUGUAAAAAAAGACAUUUCACCUGCGAAAUCCAUUGAAGUCAUUCCAGAAACGGAAUUGCAGGAAUCUGAAGUUGGCUCCACAACUGGCAAUCUUUCCUUUGAAGGACCUGAGGAUUUAAGUCUUAAGGGUGUCUCUAAGGAAAAUCCUGAACCGUGUCCUUCGCAGGAUCAAGACGUCUCACAACAGUCUGAUGCAGGAGAAGAGGAAAAGGCAGUAGUUAGAAGGAAACCAGGGCGUCCACCAAAAAAGAAAGUUGGGCGUCCACCAAAAAGAAAAUCGACACCAUCUUCUUCUUGUGACAUUGACUCUUCCCAAGAAGCUGGAAGCCUUUCCUUAGAAGAACAGAAGACCUCAAGUCUUGAAAGUGUCUUGAAGGAGGAACCGUGCACCUCACAGGACUACAAUGCUGAUACCUCCUCACAACAGUCCAAUACGGAGUCUGUUUCGGACUACGCCUCGUCAAGGCCGGAGGAGAGUCAAACCAAAGAGCUAUCAGACAAAAAAGAAGUCGAAGCUGCAGACAAAUGGCAAGAACUUGAAAGCAGUGAAGAUGACUUGCCUCUGUCUCAAGUGGCUAAACAGACAAAGCAACUAGCAGGAGAUGAAAAAACAUCAAAGGAUGAGGAAGAGAGUGUACCCAACCUCCUUGGUGUACCUAACACAGUUAGUGAAGAAAAGGAGGAUAAUGGAUGCGGCAGUGUUGUAGCUGAAAUGAUGGACUCAGAAAGCUUGUUCUCCGGAUACAGAGAAGAAGGCGGUGCUGCAUCCGGUCAAAGUGUCGUCCUUUCAGCGGACACCCAGGAUCAAAGUAUAGAAGAUACAGAGCAGCAAAAUGCAGACACAGUCGGCUCAAACAGUGAAGAAGAACCAGAGAUCAUAGCAGACAGCCAGUGUGAUCCCAGUGGGGACAUGUUCGGCAAUGGAGAAACCCCACUAAUAUGGAAAACACUCGAAAUGGAGUCAGCCAAUGAACAGCCAGUCGAGGAAUCAGCAGCCAAUGAGGAGAUGGAGUCAACUGAUAUUCAGGAUCAGGAACCUACCAAUGAGAAACCUGAAGCAAGUGAUAUUCAGGUUAGCCCAGCAAAGAAUACAGAACAGGGAGUAAGCAACGAAGAAGAAGGUGAUUCACAAAGAGACUAUAAGAUUCUGAGGUUGAAAGGUGCCUCUCCGGUGGCGUUGCGUCUACGCUCAAAGACAGCAUUUUCACCAACCUCGGGUGAACUGAAGCCAAAGGGCCCCGAACAGGAGGCUGACGUAGAAACCGAAGAAGUGCCCGAUGAAAAUGUCACAACCACUAAAGAGAUAGAAAAAGAAGAAGAGUUGUCAAUUCCAGUAGACUCUGAAACCCCUGCAGAGCCUUCCAGCAGUAGACGAACAAAGAAGGUGGGGAGGAAACCCAAGACGUCUCAAGAUGCUGGCGGACAAACUCCUCAGAGCGAGAAGAAGCGGAGGCUAAGCACCAAGGCAAGAAGAUCAAUCACAAGGAAGCAAAAGAGUUUGGAUCUGGAAGACGUGAAGGAGAAAGUUAGUGAAACUGAAAGUGACUUAGCAGGACCAAAGGAAGACUUGCCAGAAGAAUCAGCUGAUGUCUCUUGUCUAGACACGUCUACAGAAGAUCUGCCUAAGGUUGAAGACGUCUUGGAAGACAGCCCGAAGACUAGCACUCCUAACAAACGUCUCAAGAAGAGCACAACGCUGGCAAAGAUACGCGGAAGACGACACAGCACCGGGGCCGUUAUGUUCUACUCGAGGAAGGACACCCCAAGAUCGGCCAGGUCGGCUGUGAAGGUUUCCACUCACUUGAAGCACGCGCGAUUCUCACCGCCACAGAAGUCAGACUUUCACAGCAGCAGAGGCCUGCUGAGUCUCCGUAUGGCACAACGUAAACAUGAGCUCCACAAGUCGUCAGUCUCCACAAAGCUGGAGUACCUCAUGACAGCCAGUCAGGGUUCGCCAACAAGAACCUCUGAUCCGACCAAUCCCAGCUCCCCUACCUCCUCCAACCAGGGUUUCGCUGCAGCAGUAGCCAAUCAGAGCUCGCCUUCCAUAAGCGACAGUUCGUCCACGAGCGAGAGUCCGCCGGGUUUUGCGCCGUACCUGAAGAUGUAUUCACCGUCAGCGUCUCCGAGCGCAAGAGGCAUCUUGAAGAAGAGGUUGAGAAAGAGAGGCAGUCAGAAAGUGAACUCACCUUCACCUCCAAAUAAGGUACGCAGAGUGUCUUUCGCUGACCCCAUUGAGAUGUCAUCAGACGACCAAUCGGAGCCCAAGAGAAGCACCAAGCCCGUCAGCCGUUGCCUGGAGCUGCCACGCCCACAAAUCCCUCCAUCCCCUUUGGUUACCACCUCCCCGACCGGCGCUGCCAUCACAAGCCUCGAACAGAACAAGGCCGAGCUGGCUCGAGGACUGAAUCAGCUGGUUCAUGCCAGGAACAUCCACACCAUCGGUGACAUCAGCGCCCUGACCCCACUAGAGGUAAAUAGUCUGCCUAUCAGGACACCCAAGGUCGCGACCUUGAAGAAGGCCCUAGAGAAGUUCCACAACCAACUGGAGACCAAGAAACUCAGACAGACCUCGGGAAAUAAGACAGAAGCCACCGAGUCUCUGACAACAGAAGACUCGGAUGACAAGACAGAGGAGACAGCCACUUUGAAAUCUGCUCCGGAGAAAGACCAAGUGUCAGCUGAAACAGAACCUAUGGAGGAAAAUGACCAGUUGUCUGCUCUACCAGAACCCAAGGAGGAAAGAGACCAGAUGGCAAUGCCAGCAGAACCCACCAAAAAUAACAAUGAGUCAACUGAGCCAGAACCUGUUGAGGAGAAUGACUGUGUGCCACCAACACAGGAAGAACCCACAGAGAAAGACCAUGGGUCAUCCCAGGCAGAAUCUACAGAGGAUAAGGACCAAAGGUUGGCAGAGCAAGAACCCAUAGAAGAGACGGACGAUGGGUCAGCUGUAAUAGAACCUGCCACAGAGGACCUUGGUUUAACACAACCAGAAAUCACAGAGAACAAUUGGUCAAAUCAACCAAAAACUACAGAGGAAGAAGACCAUGGUUCAACUCCACUGGAACCCACAGACAUAGACCAUGAGUCAAUUGUACCAGAACCAACAGAUGUGGACCAUGAGUCAACUGUACAUAAAGCUACGACUGAGGCAGAUCCUGAGUCAACCACUCUAAAACCCACAGGAGAAAGCACCCAUGGGUCGGUCCAGCUAGAACCCAUGCAGGAAACGGACCAUGGCUCAAUUCAACCCGAACUCACAAAGGAAAUGGACCAUGGCUCAAGUCAAACCGAACCUUCAAAGGAAAAGAGCCAUUCAUCGACACAAGCCGAAUCUUCAAAAGAGAGCGACCAUGGGUCAACGCCGUCAGAACCCACAGAAAAGAGCGACCAUAGGUCAGCUCAACCUGAACCCACAGCGGAUAGCGCCCAACUGUCAUCUCUACCAGAAACCACAGAAGAGGGUGACCAACAAUCAGUCGUAGACCUGACGAGUGAGACAAGCGAAGCAAGCGAUCAGCCAUCCGUAGUAGACAUUACCAAUGAAGUCAACCAACCAUCAACAGCAGCACAACUCACAGAGGAGAGGAGUUACAGUUUUACCUCUUUAAACCCAUCAGAGGAGAACGACCCACCAUCUAUUGUGAUGCAAGGCACAGAGGUAAGGAACCAGGGAAUGCCAGAGGAUUUUGACAGUGUAACUGCCCUUGCUGAUGACACCUCUGUGCCCUCUUCCGUUGAAAGCAGUCCUGUUCGAGGCGGAUUGCCGUAUUUCCCCAUCUUUUCGGGUAGCGGAGCAAGCGCCGUAAGCACAGACAGACUCGAUAUGGACUCAAUCCUGGAAAACGUGAACUCGAUGUCGGCAGCGCAACGUGCACUGGACGCUCUCGAUGAAUCCACGGACAUGUUUAGCACGGCCGCCGAAGUCGGUUCUCCCGUGGUCGACAUGCUACGGGGACUCGUUUCCAUGGAUGAAGACGACGUCGCCAGGCAAGCCGAUGCCAUGGCAACCAGCGUCAUGGCAACAACGGAAGACGCAACGACAGCAGUAGAAGGAACCCAGCCAUUUGACGUGACGCUCCAGGAGUUGUCCAGCAGGGAAAUGAAUUUCUUUGAGUCCCUCUCGGCGCUAAACGAGAGGGCCACGCAGGGGGAGUUUUCGGGACUUCCGAGCAGCCAGAUCAAUGCGAUUCACCAGAUGCUGAACAGGAUGAUGAUGCUGGCCGUCUCGGAGCUGCAGACGAGAUGCGUGUCGCCACGGCAACGGCACAACAAGAAGCAGUGAGCUGCCAGCACACAAAACUCAGGUGAUGACUAUUUUAAGAAAAUGUAACAAACCUGGAAAAGCUGCUUUUUUUGUAUCUCAACUAACAUCUACUAGUACUUGAAGGAAAAUUUUCAGUUGAAAAAAAGAUGUUAGAGAAGGCAAAUUUGAUACAUUUUGUUUAUAAGCUGAUGUUCAAGACUAGACUAUGUGGAAUCAACAACUAUUUUUGUAAAUUUGAUGGAUUUGAAGGCUCUGAAGUCUGGGAUGUGUGAGACACAGAGGUUGCCAAGGUGCCUAUGUUAUAUCAAGUCAGAGAAAACAAAAAUUCCAGACAACUGAUCAUUUUGAUUGAUUCACAUUCCUUCUUUUUCAUUUGAUUGUAUAUCUUGUAAUUUGAAUAGAAAUUGUAGAAUAAGAAAUACAGGUGACUAUAGCGAUAGUCAGUGAAUACUAAUUAUGAUCUAUAGGAAGUAGAUAAAACUUGUGGAAGGCCAGGCAGCAACUAUUUGGGGGUAAUUUUUUUCAAUUUCUUUGUCAAUUUCGAAGGGGGUCUACUCAACUACAUUUGUAUACAUAUUAUUUCCAAAGAGAAGCCAUGGAAAGGUUUAUUUCUGUGAGAUAUUAUCAUAUAAUGGAGAAAUGUUAUGUUAUGCUGUGUUAACAAAUUCUAAACGUGGGAUAGAUAAACCUACUAUGAUGAAUCCUAUAGCUAUACUGACAGAAUAGCUACAUGUAACAAAAGCAGUUUAAGUGGGACCAUGGUGCUAACCAAAGAUGUAUACAAAUCUGUGUAAAAAAAAAAGCUCUUAAUACGUAUUGAUAUGCCUAGAAGAAGCAGAGCAUUUCUUCAAUAGUUAAGAAGUCGUGAGUUAGUUAGGAGACCCUUUGAGUUAGUUGUGAGAUGUUUGUUUUUCUUCCCACGUGGAGACCAUGUGCAUUUGUUUUAAUGACGAGAUCCAGAUUAAAGAUUUGUGUAUACAAUU
This is a messenger RNA of Branchiostoma floridae (Florida lancelet), 6326 nucleotides long. RefSeq names its product telomere-associated protein RIF1-like. The transcript is spliced from 8 exons. The record is from RefSeq and is a predicted model, not a curated record. Bases 1 to 5361 code for a protein of 1786 amino acids. NCBI's taxonomy places the organism in Eukaryota, Metazoa, Chordata, Leptocardii, Amphioxiformes, Branchiostomatidae.